Messenger RNA from Penicillium samsonianum, 1263 nucleotides. RefSeq lists its product as uncharacterized. Bases 1 to 1263 code for a protein of 420 amino acids. Gene Ontology annotation, molecular function: FAD binding. The record is from RefSeq and is a predicted model, not a curated record. Gene Ontology annotation, biological process: secondary metabolite biosynthetic process. The transcript is spliced from 6 exons. Lineage: Eukaryota; Fungi; Ascomycota; Eurotiomycetes; Eurotiales; Aspergillaceae.
AUGGUCGGACAAGCACUGACUUCUGUUGCCAUCGUUGGUGGUGGACCCGGAGGACUAGGAACGGCGAUUGCUCUCUCAGAACUGCCGUUCCUGAAGGUGACUCUGUACGAGAAAAAUACAGAGCCCCGAGAAGCCGGUGCGGGCAUCAGCCUGACCACGAAUGCGUGGAGAGUUCUGGAUUUACUUGGUGCUAGUGAUGGCGUCAAGGGAGGCUCUAAAUUCAAAACCCAUCAAAGAAAUGGGUACACAGGGAAGGUUGUAAACAUCACUCAACAUCCUGAAAAUUCAGCUGCAGAUUCCCGCGGAGCAAUCCGUGCUCGCAGAACCCGACUGCAGUCAGCUCUCUUAUCGAGAGUGCCCCCGGGCUUGAUCCAAUUUGACAAAAAGGUUGUAUCGUUGGAGAAUCUUUCGAGCCAGGGAGUUCUUUUAGUUUUCCAGGAUCAAACGGAGGCGAUCGCAGAUAUUGUCGUUGGAGCGGACGGGAUACACUCUAUUGUCCGUAGGACCCUAUUGCCUGAUCAUCAGCUUCACUUUACUGGCAACUCUGCAUUCCGCGUUCUCGUUCCGAAGUCUCAGCUGGCCCAUAUCCCGGACAUCACGACUACAACGUCAUGGUGGUGGGGCGAAGCUGGGCAUGUAUAUCUCUCCGAUGUGGAUGAUGCGGAAGAGACCGAAGAUCCGCUUUUCGAAAUCACCGUCCGGUCGUAUCGUGAGCCUGAAGUGUCAGGAAAGACGGUCUUCUGGGGUAUCCCUGCGACCAACGAGAAAGUGGGAUCCCGUGUUGAGAAAUUCGACAAAAGAAUAAGAGACGCUGUAAGCGCAGUGACAGAAGGAGAAUGGAGGGAGUUUGCGACAUUCGCUGGGCCUCGUCUGAACAAGAUCACCGACUGGGAUAAAAUCGCCCUUAUCGGAGAUGCCAGUCACCCUCUUUCUGGCGCGUUUGGCUCUGGGGCGACGUUUGCCAUGGAGGAUGGUUGGAUCCUCGCCCGGGCGCUUGAGUUUACGCGAUUUGCUUCCCGUCCCGCACGGGAUGCUCUCGAGAUCUUUGAACAGAUCCGGUCUCCAUACUAUGCCAAGAUGUAUCAGCAUCUGGACGAAAUACGUGACAAGACACAACUACUCCAAGCAGAAGCGAAGGAUUUUGACGUCUUUCUGGAAGCCAAAAUCGACAAGUUCCUCUACGGAGACAAGGACUUCAUUUAUCAAAAUGACAUUAAGAAAGUCUGGGAAGACUACCUUGUGGGAGAGCAAACAGGGUUGUAA